Equus quagga is the source of this 7169-nucleotide messenger RNA. It is a transcript of the gene DHX37, whose product is annotated as DEAH-box helicase 37. The transcript is spliced from 28 exons. Gene Ontology annotation, molecular function: ATP binding; RNA binding. Gene Ontology annotation, cellular component: intracellular anatomical structure; nucleolus. Lineage: Eukaryota; Metazoa; Chordata; Mammalia; Perissodactyla; Equidae. The record is from RefSeq and is a predicted model, not a curated record. Gene Ontology annotation, biological process: maturation of SSU-rRNA from tricistronic rRNA transcript (SSU-rRNA, 5.8S rRNA, LSU-rRNA). Bases 66 to 3518 code for a protein of 1150 amino acids.
ACGUGGGCCGGGCCUCGGGGUGCGCCGCUGGAGACUCUGCCGGAGCCGAACGGGAGCGGGGCGCCAUGGGGAAGCUGCGCCGGCGGUACAACGUCAGGGGGCGCCUGCAGGCGGCCCCCGGCCCCUCGAAGGGCCCCCCCGAGCCGCCCCCCGUGCGCCUGGAACUAGAGGAUCAGGGCACGUUGAAAGGAGUUGAUGCAAGCAACGCGCUGGUUCUGCCGGGGAGGAGGAAGAAGAAGACCAAGGCCCCUCCGCUGUCGAAGAAGGAGAAGAAGCCUCUGACCAGGAAAGAGCGGAAAGUGCUGCAGAAGGUCUUAGAGCAGAAGGAGAAGAAGAGCCAGCGGGCAGAGAUGCUGCGGAAGCUGAGUGAGGUCCAGGCCUCGGAAGCCGAGAUGAGGCUCUUCUUCACCACCUCCAAGCUGGGCACGGGGCACCGCAUGUACCAGACCCGAGACAGGAAAUCUGACGAGAUUGCAGCCCCGGGUCAGGAGAAGAUCAGCAGCCUCAGUGGGGCCCACCGGAAGCGCCACCUCCAGGAGGCAGAGGAGGAAGAGUCCGAGUCCUCGAUGGAGUCUGAACCUGACGAGGCCCCAGGCACUGAGCAGGCGCAGGCUGGUGCAGGGACGACGGCAGUGCAUCAGCCGCCAGCUCUGCCGGGGGCCAGGGGCGAGAGCCCAGCACCCAGGGGUCAGCCCCCUCCGGCCGCAGCCCCCGCCGUGGCCAAGUGCCCAGCAGAGCCCGCCGUCUUCAUCCCUGUGAACCGCUCCCCUGAAAUGCAGGAGGAAAGGCUGAAGCUCCCGAUUCUCUCCGAAGAACAAGUGAUCAUGGAGGCGGUGGCCGAGCACCCCAUCGUCAUCGUGUGCGGCGAGACCGGCAGCGGGAAGACCACGCAGGUGCCCCAGUUUCUCUACGAAGCGGGCUACAGCAGCGACAACAGCAUCAUCGGCGUCACGGAGCCCCGCCGAGUGGCCGCCAUGGCCAUGUCCCAGCGAGUGGCCAAGGAGAUGAACCUGUCACAGAGGGUUGUCUCCUACCAGAUCCGAUACGAAGGAAACGUGACUGAAGACACCAGGAUCAAGUUCAUGACGGACGGUGUGUUGCUCAAGGAAAUCCAGAAGGACUUCCUGCUGCUGAGGUACAAGGUGGUGGUCAUCGACGAGGCCCACGAGCGGAGCGUGUACACGGACAUCCUCAUCGGCCUCCUGUCCCGCAUCGUGGCCCUCCGGGCAAAGAGGCACCUGCCGCUGAAGCUGCUCAUCAUGUCUGCCACGCUGCGGGUGGAGGACUUCACCCAGAACCAGCGGCUCUUCGCAACGCCACCCCCAGUCAUCAAGGUCGAGGCCCGGCAGUUCCCGGUGACGGUUCACUUUAACAAGCGGACGCCGCUGGACGACUACAGCGGGGAGUGCUUCCGCAAGGUCUGCAAGAUCCACCGGCUGCUGCCCGCAGGCGGCAUCCUGGUGUUCCUGACGGGGCAGGCAGAGGUCCACGCGCUGUGCCGCAGGCUGAGGAGAGCCUUCCCACGUGCCACACCCGGGCCACCAGAAAAGGAGGAUCAGAAAGAUUCGGCAGAAGAAAUGCGGAAGUUUAAGAAGUCGAGAGCAAGGGCGAAGAAGGCCCGGGCGGCGACAUUGCCCCAGAUCAGUUUGGACAAUUACUCAGUGUUGCCAGUGGGUGAAGGCGACGAGGACAGGGAAGCGGAAAUGGACGACGAGGAGGCCCUGGGCUCCGACCUCGACCUGGACUUGGGAGACGACGGGGAUGACGGAGUGGACGGAGGUGGCCAUCCGGAUGCCUCGCUGCCCCUGUACGUGCUCCCGCUCUACUCUUUGCUGGCCCCGGAGAAGCAAGCGCAGGUCUUCAAACCUCCUCCAGAGGGGACUCGGCUGUGUGUCGUGGCCACCAACGUGGCCGAGACAUCCCUCACCAUCCCGGGCAUCAAGUACGUGGUGGACUGCGGGAAGGUCAAGAAGCGGCACUACGACCGUGUCACUGGCGUGUCCUCCUUCCGCGUCACCUGGGUCUCCCAGGCCUCGGCCGAUCAGCGGGCGGGCCGCGCAGGCCGCACAGAGCCCGGCCACUGCUACAGGCUCUAUUCAUCUGCGGUUUUUGGAGACUUUGAGCAGUUUCCUCCUCCUGAAAUCACGCGGAGGCCCGUCGAGGACUUGAUCCUUCAGAUGAAAGCUCUCAACAUUGAAAAGGUCAUCAACUUCCCUUUUCCAACCCCUCCCUCCGUGGAGGCCCUCAUUGCCGCCGAGGAGCUGUUGAUCGCGCUGGGUGCCCUGCAGGCGCCGGAGAAAGCAGAGAGGAUGAAGCAGCUGCAGAGGUCCCGGCUGAGCUGCCCCAUCACCACGCUGGGCAGGACCAUGGCCACGUUCCCUGUGGCACCCCGCUACGCCAAGAUGCUGGCACUAAGCAGGCAGCACGGCUGCCUCCCCUACGCCAUCACCAUUGUGGCCGCCAUGACCGUCCGGGAGCUGUUCGAGGAGCUGGACAGACCGGCUGCCAGCGACGAGGAGCUCGCCAUACUGAAGGGCAGGCGGGCCCGGGUGGCCCAGAUGAAGAGGAUCUGGGCUGGGCAAGGCGCUUCUUUGAAACUCGGGGACUUGAUGGUGCUGCUGGGCGCCGUGGGAGCCUGCGAAUAUGCCGGCUGCUCACCCCAGUUCUGCGAGGCCAACGGGCUGCGGUACAAGGCCAUGAUGGAGAUCCGGCGCCUGCGGGGCCAGCUGACCACUGCAGUCAACGCUGUGUGCCCUGAGGCCGGGCUCUUCGUGGACCCCAAGAUGCAGCCGCCUUCCGAGAGCCAGGUGACCUACCUGCGGCAGAUCGUGACGGCCGGCCUGGGCGACCACCUUGCCCGCAGGGUCCAGAGUGAGGAUCUGCUGGACGACAAGUGGAGGAACGCCUACAAGACCCCGCUCCUCGACGACCCCGUCUUCAUCCACCCCAGUUCCGUCCUUUUCAGAGAGCUCCCCGAGUUUGUGGUCUACCAGGAAAUUGUGGAGACCACCAAGAUGUACAUGAAAGGCGUCUCGACCGUGGAGGUGCCAUGGAUCCCAGUCCUGCUGCCCUCUUACUGCCAGUUUGACCAGCCGCUGGACGAGCCACCCCCCACCUACUGCCCCGAGAAGGGGCGGGUGCUGUGCCACCGGGCCAGUGUGUUCUAUCGCGUCAGCUGGCCACUCCCCGCGGUCCAGGUGGACUUCCCAGAGGGCAUUGACCGCUACAAGCACUUCGCCCGGGUUCUGCUGGAGGGGCAGGUCUUCCGCAAGCUGGCCUCGUACCAGGGCUGUUUGCUGUCCAGCCCCAGCACGAUGCUGAAGACAUGGGCCAGGCUCCAGCCCAGGACAGAGAGCCUCCUGAGAGCCCUUGUAGCUGAGAAAGCUGACUGCCGAGAUGCCUUGCUGGCUGCUUGGAAGAAAAACCCCAAAUACCUGCUGGCCGAGUACUGCGAGUGGCUCCCGCAGGCCAUGCACGCCGAUGUGGAGAAGGCCUGGCCGCCCACCCCUGACCGCUGAGCCGACACCUGGCCACGGGGCCAAGGGCUGCUCUGGAGCCCAGGGGCUGGUCACCCUGGCGUGGGACUACUCCAGGAGGCGGGUCCAGCCCGAUUCUGGACACAGCCUGCUCCUGCCCUGGCAGUCUGACCGAGGGAGAUUGGACUUCCCACCGUGCUCUCCUCGAGACCAUAUUGGGCCACGUCACUGCCCUGCUUAAAACGUGGGAAGAUUCUCCAUUACUUGAGGGCUGAAGGCCACCCCUGUGACGCAGCUUCCAAGGGUGUGCGUGCACAGACCUUGCACCCCUGCGUCAUCUCACACCACAGCCCUGGGACCACCCUGGAUUCCUUCCAUCUUCCCUCAGGCACCCUUGUCAGCCCCCGCAGGUGCUCUUCCCUCGCCCGGGACGCUUCUGUGCCUUGCUGCCUCGCGCCCUCUGGGUGGCUUCUCACCUUCGGGGUUAAGCCCCUCUGGACCAUCCCCAGGGAAGCUGGCCUGGCUGCCAUCCACUUAGGUAGGCAAGCCUCUGUCUCGCUCGUCAUCUUGUGUCCCCAACACGUGGGAGUGCAAAUGUUAGGAGAAAAUUGCAGCAAAUUGUAAAAAGAAAAACCUGAAGCCAAACAGGCGUCCCAGGAAUCUAAAGGAAAGGGAACACGUCUGACAUCGGGGAAAUUGUCAAUCAUGUGAUGUGGAAAAUGAUAGAAAAGAGGUCAGGAAAUGAAAAAAUAGACAAAUAUUGCCAAACAUGAUAAAGAAACAACAUACCAGUGGAUGAGCUAUUGCGAUAUGAGAAAAAGAUGAGAGAGAAGGCUGUGACCAAGGGAGCUGUGAAAGCCCGUCUCAGUGGCUGGUAGGUUCAGAAAGAUGCUCAACCUCGCAAAUGGGCAGGAAAUGAACAUCAGAUCAGUAAUGCAAUAACAGCAGAUCCAGAAAACAUUAAGAAUCUUGGCAACACCCAACACUGGUGAGAACAUGGAACAAAGCAUCUUCACAGUGUUGGUGGCUGUGGGAAUCGCCACAGCCUUGGGGGAGAAAUCCAGCAGUAUUUACAGUAAAAACACAGUGCUCCACGGGGGCCUUCACGCAGAGAUGGGAGCCAGGAAGCAAGCCUCACGGAUGGGUUAGAUGUUGACCACAGCUCCUCAGGAGACAAAGCACAGGGCGCUGAGUGACGGCUGAUCGGCUGAGGGGAGUGUGGUACACUACUCAUACAAAUGAGCCUGGUCUCUGCUCACCUGGAGGGACUCCCACCGCCCAUCAAGUGAGAAAAGCAAGUGUCAGCGUAAACUGCAUGAUUCCACUUCAGGAAAGACAGCCCCAACCGUCCCCCGCCCUCACUGCCGUGUAUGAUACUGUGAGAGAGGGAGACGAUGUGAAAGGCACCCGACUGAUUAUCUGGGGGCUCGGGGGGGUUAGAGGGACAAACUGAAGAAAUAAGAGAAGAAAAGAAAACAAAUUCACAUUGCAAUACCAAAGAAAUCAUAGGAAAACAGCAUGAAGACAUACGUGGAGGAUGUUCAUGACAGAUGCUGUUAAUAACAGCAAAAAUUUGGAAAUAUCACACGUGGAGGGGGUAUUAGUAAAUUACGGCACAACCAGAUUGUGAAAUACUUUGCAGCCCUUCAACGUGAUGUCAUAAUGUCAUCAACACAAAGCAGCAUUUCACAAGUGCACUGAGUGAAAACAAUCCGGCUACACAGCUGCCCGGCGAGCUCCUGUCUGUGCUGCGCAGGAGGAGCUCACACUGCCGGCCGCAGCGCCUCCUUAGAAAGCCCAGCUGGCGGGCUGGGCCCUUGGCUGGGUCCUGGAACUUGGGUUUCCGGAGGAUUCUCACUGCUCUCUGACUGAUAAGGGUUGGCUCACUGCGCCCACACUGUACAAAUGACAUGGCUUGUGCUCCACACCUGCUUUCCUUUGGGGAGUCUGGCAUUUUGCUGCAAGCCGGGCAGAGGAUGCCGGCGUGGUCAGACCCUCAUGACAUCCUGGCGAGCUGAGUCUCUCAGGGGCCUCCCUGGGCAGAAGCUCCGAACACCUGCUCCUCUGUUUUUGUUGUUGGGGGAAGCGUGCCCCGGUGUCCCCCAUGGCAGGGAGAGAACAUGAGGAAGCCCACAGGUGGAUUCCUCCAGACGCCACCAGUGUCUUCUCCCUUAAGAUCCGAGUGUGUAUCCUCACUACACUGUUAUCAUAAAUCUCAGCUGUGAGAACAACUGUACACCGAGUGCAGUGGAUCCGUCUAGAGAACCUCUGAAUGUGGGGGUGGUCAUGGGGACAUCCCCUCCGGCCCACACGUGUGUAUGGAAACGUCUAGAUGGCGCUCGGGACCUGUUAGGAUGGUCAUCUGGCACCGUGAGUCUGGAGAGGCAGUUGAUUUCCUCUCACUUAGGUAUUUUUCCUAAGUCAGUUUGUGCUAUCACAAUGUAAAUGCAUAAAUUCCAUCAUAUAAAUACAUAAAUAAAACAAGACAACAAAGAUCCACGUUUAACAUUCCAAAACUCUUCCGCUUCUCCACAGCAGGGCCUCUAACCCCAUCCCCCAGCCUAGGAGCCCUCCCCCACUCUCUCUCUGUCUCUCUACAUUCAAGCCGCCUGCGGGUUCUAUGGGCUCUACCUCCAGCCUUUAUCCAGGACCCCCAUGCUCACCACCUGCACUGCAAGCCCCCGCCCACCUUCCACAGCCUGCGUCCCCCACUGGCCGCCUGGGCCUUGGCUGUGGCUUCCUCGCUGGUGUCUGGUGUCCACCCUGCCAGCCCGUGGUGUAUUCUCCAACAUGGCAGCCAGAGGGAGCCUUUUAAAAUCUAAAUCUGAUCAUGCCAUUCCCCUGUAUCAGGCUUUCCAGCUAAAUUUCAACCCCCUCCUAAGCCCAUAAACUACACUCCAUGCACAAGGCUUUCUUUCUGUCCCUUUGACACAGAGCACACACACACACACACACCCCUUCAACCUCAGGGCCUUUGCACCUACCAUUUCCUCUGUUUCUGCAGUUAGGCUUCUCUGACAGCUUGUCUACAGCAUCCCCCUUUGGUCUCCAUCUCAUUGCUAUUACUGUCUUCAUAGAACUUAUCACUACUCGCUUAGUGCUAGUCUUGGAACUGGAAUAUAAAGGCCAGGAGGGCGGAGAAACCUUACCUGUCUUAUCCAGGGAUAUACUAUGGUACUCGACGCUACCGGGGUACACAGUAGGUGCUCAGUGUGUGCACGUUACCUGGCAUCAGGCGCUCAGGAGUCUAUUGGGUGAAUGGGCAGCUGCAAAACUCUCCUUAGAAACCCAGUGUUUUCCCAACUGCCUGAUGACGUGGAUAGCUAGGAGCAUCUGUUUAAAGAUGCAGAUUCCUGGGCGCGCCGCCAACCUACUGCACCCAACUCUCCAGAGGAGGGAAUCCGGGUGUCUGCGAUGCGGCUCAGGGACGGUGCCUAGAGCUGCCUGCUCCAAGGGAGCUCCGUCCUCAGGCUGGCUGAUGGGGGCGUCGGGGACCCCUUCGCUGCUUGGCCUUCCCAACGCGUAACUGUGGUUUAGAGAAAAAGACUAAAACGUGGAGAUGCCGGGGAUUGAACCCGGGGCCUCAUACAUGCAAAGCAUGCGCUCUACCACUGAGCUACAUCCCCUGACUCUUAAGCGUGCUUUCCGGGAAUGAGGAUGUAGGAAGUCGCGCCUUCGCUGCGCUUGUACCUA